AUGCCUCAAAGUAAAACACCAAGCAUUCCUUUGUCUUCCAUAAUAUUCUCUCAAAAUUAUUUUUGCGAUGACACAGAUAGCGGAAGGAUUCGGACUGGUUUUCAUUAUGAUAACGAACAGAUUCAUAAAGAUUCUAAAAAUAUAUACAAUAGACUAAGAUCAAUCUACGAGGAUUCUAAAUUUGUCAGCGAAAUUUCAAAUAUGUUUCCGUGUUUACCGGUCAUAGCGAACGAACGUUGUGGAACUUGGUAUAUUGAUCCUCAAAGGUUAUGUGCUGAAAGUGUGUAUUUCAAAUCAACUGAUGGGCAUACAGGAAACUGGGCCUUUAAUAUACGUAGAUUGAAUGCUCAUCUUUUGGAUAUUAUUGUAAAGCACAGUGGAUGCAUAGUUGUUGAUUCUACAAGACGCGGGAAACGUUUACCUGAUGCACUAUCAAAAACCAUUCCAAUCUGGUGUUGUACAAUAAACCUUGCCAUCAAGAAAUAUCGUGAUUCGAUUGGUUUCGAGAGAAAAAAUGAAUUAGAAUCAUUCUUGUUGCAGGAAAAGUCAAGUGAAUGGGAUACAGAAUUUCAUUCACUUUCUUCUGUAAUUUCUAAUUCUGAGCAUUCUCAAAUUGUCUCACUGAUUCCAAAAUUUGCUCAGGACCUUAUUAAUUCAGGAUACAAUAUAGAGUCACUGUCAAACAAAUUAAAAAAACCGUUGAGACCACUAUGGUUUACACCAUCUUCAAAUGUAUUUAUACACGACCUUCCAGACUAUUCCACGGUGUCGUUUUUCCCGGUAAUUUGUCUAAGUGCUUCACAAAUGGUGGAGAUGGGUUCAGAAAGAAGACACGGUUAUCUAUAUGUCCAAGGUUCAGCUGAUGACCAUGAAAUGUGGGCAAUGGGGUUGACGCCAUCAUUGUUUUGGAAACACCACAAGACGAUUUUGAACACGAAUGAUCCCGUGGAAUGCGAAAAAAGAGUGAAGGAAAUUGUAGAUGGGCACCGGAAUACAAAUCCUGAAUUAUUAGUAUCAAAUAUUGAUGCAUCCAAAAAUUUUGAUUUUAUUGGAAAUACAUGUGUUGCUAUAGGGAAUUAUAAGAGUGCGAAUCCAUUAACAUGCUGGACAAUUUUUGACUACAUCAUUAACUGCACACCGGAACCUUAUUCGGAUUCAGAACCCAUACCUUCACCUCCUUAUAGUAAUAAUUACCUUCAACUUUCAAUUCCAGAAGGUAAAAAGGGACAGAACAAUCUAUUCUCAAGUAUUCCGGUUGCUUUGGAAUUUGUCAAAAAACCCCUUGAAGAAAAAAAAAGGAUUUUAAUUCAUUGUAAACAAGGCAUUGAUAGAAGCGUCGGUAUCGGUCUUGCUGUACUGGUGAAAUAUUUUGAUGACGGAGGUGUUUUUAUAAAGGGUGGAGUUGAUAACAAAA
Acaulospora morrowiae is the source of this 1414-nucleotide messenger RNA. The record is from the annotation of a GenBank genome assembly. NCBI's taxonomy places the organism in Eukaryota, Fungi, Glomeromycota, Glomeromycetes, Diversisporales, Acaulosporaceae.